This is a messenger RNA of Rodentolepis nana, 2019 nucleotides long. The record is from the annotation of a GenBank genome assembly. Lineage: Eukaryota; Metazoa; Platyhelminthes; Cestoda; Cyclophyllidea; Hymenolepididae.
AUGGAGAAGUUUGUAAGUGUGGAACCUUGGCGAAAGUCGCAUGCAGAUCACUUUCGUCUCCUUCAAUCCUCCUGUCUUGAAUUCCGCAUGCAAGAUCAAUUUGUCUCCCUCGGUUGGUUUUCACCCUCUCAGAUCCUCGUAUUGGAUGAGUACUGUGCUCGAUAUGGUGUUCGUGGAUGCCAUCGACAUCUCUGCUAUCUAGCUGACCUUCUUGAUAGAACUGAGAAGGGUGUUAUGAUUGAUCCGGCUCUUGUACAUUAUUCAUAUGCAUUUUGUGCAAGACAUAUUUUUGGUAGCGCACAAGAGAGCUCAAUUCGAACAGUACUCGUUGAUGAAAGGGAGAUGUUCUAUGAUAUUCGAACGAGGCUGUCUGCUCUUCUAGAGAAACAGAUCACAGAAUUUCGCUAUUACUUCCCAUUCGGACGUCCCGAAGGAGCUCUGAAGCAGACUCUUGGACUUCUGGAGAGAGUUCUUCAAAAAGAUAAUGGUACUCCCGCAUCGGCCGAAGAAGUUCGUGGUGUCAUUCGAAAUUGCCUUCAACAGGCAGCUCUUGUAAACUAUUCACGAGUCUCUGAAUACGCCUCCAUUGAAACUUCAGAGAAAUCAAUAUCCGAUCUCAUACAUCUUGCUGAACUAUGCAUUGAAGUACUUCGACAAAACGAGGAACACCAUGCUGAGGUAUCCUUUGCAUGGUUUAGUGAUCUCCUAACGGAGCAUGCGGAACUUUUCUGGUCCCUUUUUGCUGCCGAUAUGAUUACUGUCAUGGAAAAGAUACCGCCGGAUUGCUGGGACGCUUUUCCACUCUUUCAAGUCCUUAAUGACUACUUAAUCACAGAAGAAUGCCUUAAGGAGGGGAAAUUCCACCAACAAAUUCGCGAGAUGUUCGCUCCUAUGGUCAUUCGCUAUGUCGAUCUCAUGGAAGCCUCAAUCACCCAAUGCAUUCGUGGCGUUCCAAUUGCGGAGGGUAGUGGAAACGUUGGUGGAGGCGGCUCAAUGCUCAAUGGCGCAGAUAAUGUUAACAGUGGUAAUAGUGGUAGUAGUGGUUUGGCUUCGGCUCUUGGUUCUAUGGGCUCUUCACUAGCAAGCGCUGCUGUAAAUGCUGCUAGUGCCGCAGCGGCGGGAAGUGGAAGUCUUGUUACCGCUGCGGUUAAUGCUGCAAGUGGUGGAAGUAGUUCGAGUAGUGGAGCGACCAGCGGCUUUGGAUUUGGCGCGGGUGCUGUUAUUCCUGUUUCAUCUGACGAACUUAUUUGGAAGUUGGAAGCCCUGCAGACUUUCAUUCGUGAGUUACACUGGACGGAUGCAAUAUUUGCAGAGCAUUUGGAUAAUCGAUUAAAGAUGAUGGCGGCUGAUAUGAUUGAUGCUGCUGCUAACAGAAAUCAGGAGUGCUUUGACGCUUGGCUCAGUCGCUCCUCAAAAGGGACCGAUUUCAUUCUCCCGAAUGAAUGCUGUAACAUGAUUAAUACAGUCGCUGCACUCAAAGCCAAUAUUCUCAAACUUUGUACCAAAGAAACUCAAGGAGAAGAUAUGCAUGAGUAUCACAACCAAACUGAGAAUAAUUUGGAAAAGAUUCAACGGAGAAUGGCGUAUAUUUUGAAUGAUAAACUAGGGCAAGUACUAGAAGGAACACUUGCUAGACUUGCGCGAUAUGAUUCCAACACGCUCCUUUCUUCUGUCCUGUCCUUAACGAAGCCAACGGAUGAGGUUGGAAAGGCAUAUGUAGAAUUUAUGCGCGUAAAUUUGGAACAAUUGCGACAGAAGUUAUCUGAUGAGGUUUACGUUCUAUCCGCCAUGGAGAAAAUGUACUCAGACUUUGAACUUCAAGGUAUAUCGCCAGACGCCCUUGAUACUAUGAUGUAUAAAAGUAUCUCCCGACGCUUACAGGUUGAAGAAGCUACUAUUGCAGUGCAAUCAAAUUCCACUUCAAGCCCCACUCGUUCAUUGCUGGGAACUAUUACUGGUGGUUUUAGCGGUCUCUCCAACAGUAUCCCAAAGCCCAAUUUUCUCAGUAGAAUAGGGUAG